This is a messenger RNA of Dicrocoelium dendriticum, 673 nucleotides long. The record is from the annotation of a GenBank genome assembly. Lineage: Eukaryota; Metazoa; Platyhelminthes; Trematoda; Plagiorchiida; Dicrocoeliidae.
GACCGAGCGUGACCUUGCGGUGUUUUCUAAGUUCCGCUGGUCUAUUACAACCUACUUACACGCUGGACACGGAAGCCCUCGGAAUCCACGACUGCACGCAUACUACAGUUCCACAGUGGCUGCAAUGACUGAUGCGGUUGCGAAUGUAAUUGCAGAAGGAAGUGCGCGCAUUAAGCUACCAGAAGGCGUUUUUUACAAUCGCGUUCAGGAAUUCAAUCGUGAUCUUACGGUCGCCGUUUUGCAGUGGUUUCAAAAGGUUCACAAAAAGGAGUGGUUAAUGAAGAACGAAAAGCGCUUGAACUCGCCUUCCCGGCUUUCGCAGUCCCAAUACAGUGGAUUACGAAUUCUAGAAGCUUUAGGUGGUUCUGGCAUACGAUCCGUUCGGUUCGCUUUGGAAGUUCCUAAUAUCGGAGAAAUAGUUUGUAACGAUUUGGAUGAGAGGGCCGUCGAAAUGAUUCACCAAAACGUUUUACUUAAUGGAGUCAAUAAGUUCGUCAAAGUCUCCAAUUUGGAUGCAGUGAACCUGAUGCAUGUAUACAAGGAGUUUCCAGCCGCCCCGGUGGACAACGCACACACAGAAAAGCAAUCCAGUAGUAUCGAGAGAGCAAGACUUAGUCAGCGUAUGCUGUUAUCAUUAAAAACAGGACCAGUUUUAAAGCUCCAAAUGGUUUAA